AUAUCAGUGUAGUGAUGUUAAACCGGUGUCGGUCCAACGGUUUGCGUUGGUUCGUGAUGGCUUCAACAGGGUUGAGCCCCGGUUAACUCUUCUUUUUCCGAUGUAUUCUCUUGCAAGGAUACUCCUUUUCUUUCUCCUAUGGGGUUGACCAGGGGCGAAUCUUGAUGUUAAUAAUGGAUGCAAUAAUUAAAAUUUUCCAUUUUAUCUAAUGAUUUUUUCCUUACUAAACAACCAAAACUGAAAUAAUUGUAGUGGAUGCAUGUGCAUCCCUUCCUGUCUUGGGGUUGACUUGGACAAAGACAGAACAAGAAGUGAAACACACAGACUAAUGAUACUCCAAACACUUCGGUUUUUGUAGGAUCUCGACUAGAUGGAUCUCAAAAUCUUGAAUUGGGAUUGGAAUCAAGAAUCUUACCCAUCUUCUUCUGAUUUAUGGGUUCUCAUCUUCUUUGCUCCCUUCUUCUUUUUUCUUCGUUUGAUACUCGACAGAUCCGUACUCGAGAGAGCUGCUAGAAGAGUGGUGUUUCCUAGAGGAAACUGUGUUGAUUCAAACGGUAGAAGAAAGAGGAUGGUUAAAUUCAAAGAAUCAGCUUGGAAAUGUCUCUGCUCUAUCUCUACCGAAGCACUUGCUCUCUACGUCACUUAUAAUGAGCCAUGGUUUAAAGACACAAGAUGCUUCUGGUUAGGACCAGGAAACCAGAUAUGGCCUGACCAAAAGAUAAAGUUGAAAAUGAAGGGACUGUACACGUUUGUCGGUGGCUUGAAUGUGUAUUCUUUAUUUGCUUUGUUCUUUUGGGAAACAAGACGAUCUGAUUUCAAAGUCAUGAUAGUUCAUCAUAUAGUAACUUCAUCCCUCAUCAUUUUGUCUUACGUUUUCAGAUUUUCUCGUGUAGGUUCUGUAAUAUUGGCUCUUCUCGAUAUCACCGACGUGUUUGCAGAGAUAGGCAAGAUGUGCAAAUACAGCGGCCAAGAGUCCAUGGCUACUGUCUCGUUCAUCCUAUUUUUCCUGUUGUGGACGGCUCUGCGACUCAUCUAUUACCCUUUAUGGAUCCUCUGGGGUACAAGUUAUGAAUCUAUAAACGUGAAACUAGAGUGGGACAAGAAGCAUUCGAUGGAAAUUACUGGCAUAGAAACUGGACUGCCUUCUACAAUGUACUACAUUUUCAACACAUUUCUAUGGUGCUUACAGAUUCUUCACAUCUACUGGUGGGUUUUGAUAUGUCGUAUGUUCAUCAUCCAAAUCCGUUCCGAAGACAAAAUCGCUAGAGACGUCCGUUCUGACUCUGAAGGUGAAGAUGAUGAACACCAAGAUUGAUUGUCUUGACUCUUGUUAUCCAUCGUUUUGCGUAUACCCGUAACUAUAUCUGUUUUAGCUCAAGUGGCAGCUCUUCUCUGUGUUGUAUUUGCAUUCUCAAACUAUAUGAUCUGAAAAAUCACAUCUGUUUUAAAUUUCAGUGCGUGACAAUUAAAAAAAAACUAAGAAGAAAACACACAAAAAAUGAUACGUUGAGAAAAUAACAAAGCUUGGGUACGUAAACGUUAGCCUAAAAUAAGCCUAAACUUGAAACAUAUCCAGACAAAUGGAGAAUGAAUUAAAGACAUGUAUAUUGAAAAGUAAACCCACCCGAUUGAACUCGGUUAAGAGAAAGCCUAAACAAUGACACGGUGUACACUGACAUUUAUCCACAAAACAGUGACCCAAUGAUUGAAAGACACAAUUAAAGUGUUUUUAUGUAGUAUAUUUUCUAAAUAUCUUUAGAAUUUUACUUAUCAAUUAAGAUGUACUUUUAUAUCGUUUUAAUAGUUUUGAAAAAACUGAUAUGCAUUUUCGUCUAAUGAUUUCUUAUAAACUAUAUGUAUGCUUGUGCAUAAAAAAAGGUAUAUAUGUAUGCUUUUUAUUAUUAAUGUGUACCCACUUAUGAUAAAUUAAAGGGUCGUGAAGAGUGCAUGUGAAUGUUACUUAGUCAGCGAUACUUAACAUGUUACUUAUGAUUAGUUGGACUCAACAUGUGGAUCCUAGUUAUUUUGGCAUAAAUUUACAAAAACACAAGCUUAUAUCUGUUGCCGUUUUCAUCUACAAUAUUGUAUUAAGAGAUCAGAGAUCAAUAUAUAUAUAAGAGAUUUUUUUUGUAGAACAAAAUACAAGGGAUAUUUUACCAAAAGUAAGAUUGACCGGUACAUACUACAUAUUAACAUGCGAUUUUCUCCAGAACUGUAGAUACAAUAUAGUAUAAAAUAUGUAAAAUAACACACACACAUAUAUAUAUUCUAUUAAAACUGAAGUACAAAAAAAUAUUUAUCUAUUUUAAGUGAUUUCUUACAUUUUUUUUAACUAAUGUAAACCACUUUAUUUAUUGUUUUUUCCAAAUAAUUCGACUUUAUUUAUUACAGAAUACAAAAUAGAAUUUACCUAUUUUAAGUGAUUUAUAAUAUAUUUUACAUUUUUUUAACUCUUUCUAAUUACUUCAUUAAUUAUAUUUACCAUAAUAAUUCGAUAAUAUCUAUUUUAUGUGUUAACUAAAAUAAUUUUACAAGUUUAAAUGAAAUUCAUUCAUGACAAGAAUUCAAUUGGUUAAUAAUCUUUUUAUUUGUUUGCAGAAUCAAUUAGAUAUAGACAUCCAAAUAUCUGAAUGGGUACCUAUCGUUUUUUAAAUAUCAGAUUUUUUAGUUUAAAAUUAAAAUUUAUUCGAAUAUUAUAAAUUUUCGGAUGAGAUUCAGACUCAGAUUCUUUCAAGUCCGCAUAGGUUUGUAAAAACCUGAUAAUAUCCAAUUACUAGCACAGGUGUACGAAUCAAGCUCCAGUAUUUUUUAAUAGUCAAUAAUUAGCAUCCACAUUCAACUAACCAAAAUUAGAUAUGCGUUGUAAUGCUAGUACAAGCUCCAACCUUUGAAUAGCCGUGACGAUCCUCUUCAAUCUGUAGUAACUCCUUUUUGUUAUAUUAAAUCACAAAAUACAACCAAUGUUGUUUGUAAGAUGCAUAUAUAAAAGAGAGAUAUAUAUAUACACACACUGAUACCUAAAUUCAAUAUUGGUUAAUAUAUAUGAG
Messenger RNA from Brassica napus (rape), 3047 nucleotides. RefSeq names its product ASC1-like protein. NCBI's taxonomy places the organism in Eukaryota, Viridiplantae, Streptophyta, Magnoliopsida, Brassicales, Brassicaceae. Gene Ontology annotation, biological process: ceramide biosynthetic process. Gene Ontology annotation, molecular function: sphingosine N-acyltransferase activity. Gene Ontology annotation, cellular component: endoplasmic reticulum; membrane. Bases 371 to 1315 code for a protein of 314 amino acids. The transcript has 6 exons. The record is from RefSeq and is a predicted model, not a curated record.